GGCAGGCGGGCGGCGGUCACGUUGCUCGGAUUCCCGGAGGCGUUCGCGCGCCAGGCGGUUGGUUCCUGCAUCCCGUGCGCCGCCGUCCCUCGCCGCCAUGCCGAUGUUCGUGGUGAACACCAACGUGGCCCGCGCCUCGGUGCCCGACGGGCUCCUGUCCGAGCUCACGCAGCAGCUGGCGCAGGCCACGGGCAAGCCGGCGCAGUACAUCGCGGUGCACGUGGUCCCGGACCAGCUCAUGGCCUUCGCGGGCUCCAGCGAGCCGUGCGCGCUCUGCAGCCUGCACAGCAUCGGCAAGAUCGGCGGCGCGCAGAACCGCGCCUACAGCAAGCUGCUGUGCGGGCUGCUGGCCGAGCGCCUGCACCUCAGCCCCGAUAGGAUCUACAUCAAUUACUACGACAUGAACGCGGCCAACGUGGGCUGGAACGGCUCCACCUUCGCCUGAGAGCCGCGCCCCGGCCGCCGCCCGCGCGCGGUUUCCUGCCCGCCGCGCUCCCCGCGACCCUGCCCCUGGGGACAGAGAAAUAAACGGUGUGGAAACGG
This is a messenger RNA of Hippopotamus amphibius kiboko, 543 nucleotides long. RefSeq names its product macrophage migration inhibitory factor (gene MIF). Gene Ontology annotation, molecular function: phenylpyruvate tautomerase activity; cytokine activity. The transcript is spliced from 3 exons. Lineage: Eukaryota; Metazoa; Chordata; Mammalia; Artiodactyla; Hippopotamidae. Bases 98 to 445 code for a protein of 115 amino acids. The record is from RefSeq and is a predicted model, not a curated record.